This is a messenger RNA of Penicillium argentinense, 3711 nucleotides long. Its product is annotated as hybrid sensor histidine kinase/response regulator. The record is from RefSeq and is a predicted model, not a curated record. Gene Ontology annotation, molecular function: phosphorelay sensor kinase activity. Gene Ontology annotation, biological process: phosphorelay signal transduction system; phosphorylation. Bases 1 to 3711 code for a protein of 1236 amino acids. The transcript has 3 exons. NCBI's taxonomy places the organism in Eukaryota, Fungi, Ascomycota, Eurotiomycetes, Eurotiales, Aspergillaceae.
AUGGACGAUUACUCCGAGCAGACCAUAUGUCACCAUCAAGAAGACCGUCAAACUCGCGAGGUCUAUCGGUAUUUCCAGCCAGCAAACCCAGCGGCGCUAAAUACAGUCUGGCCUCCCACGGACAAUUCAGCCUCUACAAUCGACCUGUCAAGGGAUACGGAUUAUGCUGUUCAGGCUGACGAGGUUUCUGAAACAGCCUCUGUCAGAAGCAGGCCACUCUACAGUCCAAAUAAGACUUUGACGUCUUUUGCGCAGCUGGCAGCUCUACGCCUAAACGCAGAGCGUGCCUUCAUUACAAUAUUGAAUCGCGACUCUCAGUUCAUAUUAGCCGAAGCUACACGAACAACCAAUGUGGGAAGCUCGAAAUUACCCGUUAUGAAGGAGAACGAACUCCUUACUGGAACAUCUACAUUGGCAGAUGCUUGGAAUAUUUGUCAGGAAACGGUCGAAAUUCAACCGGAGGAACAGCAAAAUGAAACAUAUUCCUUUUUGAUAAUCGACGAUCUGGGAAAGGAAGAUCGCUUCAAACGAUUGCCUUUCGUAGAAGGCGAGCCGCACUCCCGUUUUUACGCCGGAACGCCCCUAACAACCGAUAACAACAUCAAUUUGGGCUGCUUGUUCGUAUUGGACCCUGAACCACGUAAAGGGUUGUCCGAUAUUGAGAAGGAUACACUAGGGGCAGCGGCAGCGAUGGUUAUGGACUACUUACAGGUCAGCCGCCAGGCCAUCGAAGGACGCCGCGCCUCGCGGUUAUCUCAAGGUCUUCGCCUUUUCGUGGACGGCAAUUCCAGCUUCGCCGAUGAUCUCCCCAGUUCUCGUUCGCACAGCUCAAAUAAUAGUCCCUCCUCGCAAGUAUCGCCUUGUCGUAGGGCGAGCAGAUCUACAAUCACUCGAGACAACAUUUUGAAUCUUCGCUCAGCGCAGACUGAGAACGACGAUACACACCUUCAAGAUGGAGAUUCACAAGUGUUGAGCCCAGUUCCUUCCGAGGAGUUGGACACUGGCAUUUUAUCUAGCUUAGCAUCAUCACCACAUAGUUCACGACAAGGCGACAAUAGUUCGACAGUCUCGAGCAGCAAUGAUUGGCUUUUUCAGCGAGCUGCGAACCUUUUACGACAAAGCCUAGACUUGGACGGUGCUGGUGGUGUGGUAUUUCUGAAGACCGACGAAGACUCAUCGAACAGCGUUGCCGGUAGCCACUGCUCUUCCGCUACUUCCAAGACUUCUACACCUGUCCUUGCACUGUCCACCAGAGAUGAUCCAUUUUCAUAUCAGACAGACUUUGAGACAUCACACCCAGCUGCAAAGUUUGACAAUGUUUUUCUAAGUCAAUUAUUUCGACGCUACCCUAAAGGCAGACUCUGGUCAUUCCAUCGAGAUGGGACUUUGUCCACUUCGGACGAAGAACAAUCCAUUGGCCCACCUCAAAAACAGAAUAAAAGGUCCAGGGUCUCAGAAGCCAGCAAAUUGAAUGACUACUUUCCAGACGCGUGUCAGGUCAUGUUUGUUCCAUUAUGGAAUGCCACCAAUCUGCAGUGGUUUGGAGGGUGUUUCUCUUGGACCCCUCAGCCGACACGAGUUUUUAGUCGGGCUGUCGACCUGAGCUCAAUGUUUGGCUUUGCUUCAUCCAUGAUGACCGAAUACAGCCGCGUUGAAUCAGUUAUUGCAGACCGCCAAAAAGGGGAUUUCAUAAGCAGCAUUUCCCACGAACUGCGCAGCCCAUUACAUGGUGUCCUAGCAGCCGCGGAGUUUUUAGGAGGCACCCACCUGGACAAGUUCCAAGAGUCUCUACUCGAGACGGUGAAUGCAUGCGGUCGAACUCUCUUGGAUACGAUGAAUCAAGUAUUGGAUUUUAGCAAAAUCCUGUCAUUAGAGAGGCAGAGGAAGAGAUCUAAGCACAGGAAAGACCCAAGGAAACCAAAAACUCCUGACGAGAGUCCAGCGCGGUUGGAUGCACUCGUGCCAACAGAUCUUGCUAUAUUAGCCGAGGAUGUUGUGGAUAGCGUAUGUUUGGGACAUUCGCAUAUUCAGAGGUCAACCACGUUUACCAACAAUCCCAACGGCAUUUCACCGACUUCGUCUUCACCGCCACCCACAGAUAGCAACAGAAUGGUCUCUGAUCUAGACGUGGAGGUUGUCGUCGAUAUUAGUGAAAAUGACUGGCUUUAUAAAGUCCAGCCCGGCUCCCUGAGACGUCUAGUCAUGAACCUUCUUGGAAACGCUCUCAAGUAUACCAAAAAGGGCCAUGUUUCUGUCUCCAUUGAGGCAACAGAGCAUUCAAAGGGUCGUCCUCGACGUCAGGGCCUUGAGGACAUUGUAACGUUGACUGUUGCAGACACGGGGAAAGGCAUUUCGAGUGAAUACCUUCGGACACGAUUAUAUACACCUUUCGCACAAGAGGAUACACUAACUCCCGGAACUGGCCUUGGUCUAUCAAUUGUUCGCGACAUUGUGAGAACACUUAAUGGAAACAUCCAAAUUCAAAGCCGGGUAGGCGAAGGCACUGUUGUUAAAGUGACAAUACCCCUUGAACGUCCAGUUGGGUCGAAUAGCCGGCCAUCAACGCUCGACGUCCAGAAAUCGGCGACAGAGGCGCGUACAGCAUCCUCCCGACUUCGUCAACUGGAUUUGACAGGAAAACGCGCUGCAAUAUACGGGAUGGGCUCUUCCUGUCUUGGUGAGCAUCGGUUCUGGUCAUCGAUUGCUCGGUACAUCACGAACUGGUAUGGCUUGAGGCUGGUGCCUUGGUCCGCCGAUGAGCAACUUGAUAUUCUAUUUGUUGGCGAAAACGAUUUGUCCGUAAAGGAGUGCCAGCGUCUGGGCACCACCUUCCCAAACAUGAUUUUUUUCCGCAACGACAUGGGCAGCUCUAGCGAUACUAGGAUACAAUGGUCGCAAUUUCCCGCUUCCAUUUCGUUUCUUCGCCGACCUUGUGGUCCAGAAAAGCUUGCCAGGGGGAUUCUGGACUGUCUUGGAACGGAACCGACAUCUCCUACGCUGCGUUCGCUUAUCCCCGGACGAAAGUUCGUUAUCUCAGAACGACUCGGGCGCUCAGGUCCGGUCCCACCAGUUGAGAGGCCUACGUCCCCGCCAUCCGGUAGCCUGGAAUCAACGGCUGGUGAACUGUCCAAUCCCAUCUCAGAUUCCUGCAGUUUCUUCGUGGACCCUGCGGAGUGUGAUGUCCCUGUACAAUCCCCAGAUGCAAACAGCACCCGUCGCAUCAAAACCGGAAUCACCGCUUCCAGCCCUCAUACACCAUAUACUCCCAUGCCCAGCGGCUCAGCUCAUGCCGAGUCCUCCUCUGAGCCUCAAAUGGGACCUCGGGUGUUGCUGGUGGAUGACAACGAUAUCAACCUUCGACUUAUAGAGACUCUCGUGAAGAAAAGGAAAGUCAUGGCCGUAGAUACGGCACACGAUGGCAGAGAAGCUGUUGAUUUCGCAGAAAGGACGAUUCCGGGGUACGACCUCAUUUUCAUGGACAUGUCUAUGCCAGUAAUGAACGGGUUCGAAGCGACGCGUGCCAUACGUGCGAUUGAAAGAAGUCGAAAUGGCUGCGUUCCGGCUAAGAUCAUUGCUUUUACUGGACUCAGUAGCCUGCGCGAUGAGUCCCGAGCAUUGGAGUCAGGAGUGGACUUGUUCCUUACGAAACCUGUUUCGCUUAAGGAAGUAUCACGGCUGGUCGACGAGUGGGAAAGUGGAUUAUCAAGAUAA